AUGUCUGGAACAACCAUUUUUGCUGUAAUUGAGUGUCUGAUAAAGUUUGGAAUUAUUGGAGCGAUCUCCUAUGGGUUAUACGAGACAUAUGGAACCAUACUGUGGUCGGGUGUGCUUCUCCUCAUCUCUCUAACCCUCUCCAUUUGCUACCUGAAACGUUUGGAUGACUAUGCGAAUCUUCAAACUCAUUUGAAAUAUUUGAAUAUGAAUGCUGCAGGAUUUUUCCACAAAAAUUUGAAUUUAAAAGAAGAAAAGACCACUGGAACUUCGAUCUUUCCCUGGGUUUUUGCAAGUUUUUCGAUAUUUUUCAUUCGAAUUUUCGGCCCUUUUGGAUUUUAUUGGAUUUUUGCUUUGACAAUUCUACUGCGCUAUUUCUACAAUUUGAUGGCUCAACUUGAUGAAAAUGCCCAAAAUCUAAAAAAUGAGAUGAAAAUCGCGGAAAAAGAGAUAAGAAACAUGAUAGAAGUCGCUGAAGAAAUGAUGUUCGAUUUCGGAGAAGACUCGUAUAAAUGCGAUUUUUAUGAUUUGGAUAAAUUUGAAAAAAAUUGGAAAAUUUGGGAAAAGAAGUCUGAAAACCCAACAUUUUGGGUCCAUAUCAAACUUUCGAUGGCAGCAUUUUUGGUGGGAUUGAUUGUGGAGACUACUGUAGAUGCAGUAUUCAAACCGCUCAUUUCCCUACUCACUUUCCCAUUCUUCUCCUUCCUGCUCUUCAGUAGACUACAAACUACAAAAUGGAAAUUUGAGAAAUUCGAAGAAAAAUGUGAUAUGCUUUGGGCUUAUGUGGUUUUCGCCUUUGAUUUGGCACAUCGAGCCGAGGAGAAUCUGGAGGACGACAUGGAAUAG
Messenger RNA from Caenorhabditis briggsae, 843 nucleotides. NCBI's taxonomy places the organism in Eukaryota, Metazoa, Nematoda, Chromadorea, Rhabditida, Rhabditidae. The transcript is spliced from 4 exons. The record is from RefSeq and is a predicted model, not a curated record. The coding region runs from base 1 to 843 and encodes 280 amino acids.